AUGCAAGUUGGACCUGAUUAUGGGCCAAAAGGAGACGAGCCCAAGGGAAAGGGGAAGUUAGUAGGGAAAAAUAACAAGGCCAUACCCUCAGAAGCCCAAUGCAGUAGCCCAAAGUCUGGACCGACGUCACAAGGGAGAUUGGCCAUUAAUAAGGAAUUAAAUAAAAAUAAGGAAGGAUUCAAUGUUGGCCCUUUAAGAGUAGCCCAGGUAACACUCGACGAAACAUACGACGGUAACAGUCUUGGUGACAUCGGUGGGCAAUCUUCGAUGGAAUUGGAGGCUGGUGGGGACGAAUUGGAGGAUAGGGGAAGAAGGGAGAGGCCGCCGGUGGGAGAGAUACGCAUACAGGAUGAUUAA
Messenger RNA from Oldenlandia corymbosa var. corymbosa, 357 nucleotides. The record is from the annotation of a GenBank genome assembly. Lineage: Eukaryota; Viridiplantae; Streptophyta; Magnoliopsida; Gentianales; Rubiaceae.